CGAUCCAAGCAUCCACGACACGUCCCCAACUCCAACCACUGUCGCUCAUCUGCUACGGCGCCAUAUCUGCUGCGAGGACUCUAUUUCUCAACCUUGACAGUGCCACAGGCACCUUCCACUGCGUCCGCAGCCCCCUUUCAUUGCGCGUCUCCCUGUCCGCCUCGCGCCUCACCCACGACUCUACCUCUGCACAAAGGACAAGAACACGCGUCAAGAUGCCGGACUACGCUAAGAUGAAGAAUGCGGAGCUUGAGGCGCUCCUCAAGGACCGCGGCCUGCCGACCGGCGGCAAGAAGUCGGACAUGGCCGAGCGUCUCACCAAGGACGACGAGAAGAGGGCCGAACUAGCCGCCCCCGCACCCUCCAAGCUGAGUGCCGAGGACGAGAUUGAUUGGGAUGACGAUGAAGCCCCGGCUGAAGCUGCCAAAGCCGCGCCUGCAGUGUCGUCUGAGAAGAAAGAAACUGCGACCAUCGCUCCCGCCGCGACCACUGAGCCAGACAUCACCGCCAAAGCGGGUGGUAAAGGGCAGCCGCCUAACCCGCAAGCUGUCCCCAACCAAGUCGCCGACAUCGAUCCAUCCAAGACCGACGACCUAUCUGUGAAGCCGCCCGCUGAAGACAAAGAGCCCAGCGCGGGACCCAAAGCCGAAGACAAGAAGGAGCCCGCUCCGGACUACACCAAGGGUCUUGCUGCGACCAACAUUGACGAGGAGAUCGAGAAGCGCAAGGCUCGUGCAAAGAAGUUUGGCUUGAACAUCGAGGAAGACGAGGGUCUCAAGAAGCUGGAACGAAUGAAGAAGUUCGGAGAGACAGGUCCGCCGAAGGGACUGGACGAGGCUCUUCCAGAGCGGCGAAAGCGUGGGCGGGAAGAAAACGAUGAUAAUGACAGGAACAAGCGUCGUGGUGGAGGCAGGUUUACAGCACGCCGCGGACGCGGAAACCGAGACGGAGACAGGAGGCGGGACAAUAGGGACAUCAGGGACCCCAGAGAUAGCAGGGACAGCAGGGAUAGCAGGAGACAAGACAGGGGCAACGCGGAUGGUGGUGGUGCCGCCGCCUGGAUGACUGCGGAUGAUCGCCGAAAAGCCGACGAGCGGAAGGCGAAAUGGGCCAAACCGGCAGCUUGAAGAUCGGCGUGCGCAAUACUUCAAGCCCAGCUUGGAAGGCUACACAAUGUUAAGAGCCAGGAACAUCUCCUUCGAUCGGCGCGUCGGCGUAAGGCGGGAACGACGAGCUCUAUGUACACCACAUUUCUUACGAUCGGUUUUGGACGAGAUUGCCAAACUCGUUCGGUCAUUCUUCCAUACAAGUCUCCAGGAUAAUUGCAAUUGAAUCUUCCAUCCACGCGUUCACCGUCAAUUUCUGUGCGGCUCCUGCACCGUCCAGUUCGUCCCGCAUCGUUAUCGCCUUCUUGAUUACCGAGAUAUGUGUUGGAAGGCUGCGGCCGUUCGACUCUUGAAUAUCCGUCCCGUUACGCAAUCCCGAACUUCUUGCAGGAUGAUCCUUAUCACCCGGAUCCGCGGCUGAGACCACUUCGAAAGUCAAGUUUGUCAUAUGCUAGGCCAAAUUUUACUAGGACCAUACGGGAUUCUCUCUCCUGCAGAGCAAGCCGAAACAGCCUGUCCCG
Molecule: messenger RNA, 1627 nt
Organism: Trematosphaeria pertusa
Lineage: Eukaryota; Fungi; Ascomycota; Dothideomycetes; Pleosporales; Trematosphaeriaceae
Exons: 1
Coding region: 216-1127 (303 amino acids)
Biological process (GO): poly(A)+ mRNA export from nucleus
Cellular component (GO): nucleus
Source: RefSeq, a predicted model, not a curated record